CAGAAGCACUUUUUUGUUGUGAAACAAGAAUGGCAGAAGCUAAUACUCACAUAGAAGAGGACCAGAUUAUCUGUCCAAUGUGUCUGGAUUUACUGAAGGAUGCAGUCACCACUGCAUGUGGACACAGUUACUGUAUGCAGUGUAUUAAUAACUACUGGAAUCAGAGUGAUCAUACGAGUGUCUACAGCUGCCCCCAGUGCAGAGAGACUUUUAACCCAAGGCCUGUUCUGCGCAAAAACACAGUGCUGGCUGAAGUUGUUGGAGAAUUCAAGAAGAGAAGACUCAAUCCUCCUCCUGCUCAAAGUUAUGCUGGACUUGGAGAUGUGCCGUGUGAUGUCUGCAGUGGGAGUUCAAAGUUCAAAGCUGUGAAAUCCUGUUUGACGUGCCUGGCCUCUUACUGUAAAACACACAUCAAGACACACUAUGAGGGUGCUGCUUUCAAGAGGCACAAGCUGAUCAAUGCAAUUGGAAAUCUGGAGCAGAAGCUUUGUGCUGAACACCAAAAGGUUUUGGAGGUCUUUUGUAGAACUGAUCAGACUUGUAUUUGCUUGUUGUGUGCAGACAAGGAACACUGGAGCCAUGAUACUGUCUCAACUGAGACAGAAAGGACUGGGAAACAGAAGCAGCUGGGAGAGACACAGACAGAAAUACAACAGAGAAUCCAGGAGAGACUGAAAAAAGUGAAGGAGCUGAAACAGGCUGUGGAGUCACUGAAAAGAUCUGCACGGAGAGAAAUGCAGGCCAGUGACAAGAUCUUUACUAAGCUGAUCCAAUCCAUUGAGAAGAUCCACACUGAGGUUAUUGAGCUGAUUGGAGCUAACGAGAAGGCUGCAGUGAAUCAGGCUGAAGGACUCAUGAAGAAACUGGAGCAGGAGAUUGCUGAGCUAAGGAGGAGAAACACUGAGCUGAAACAGCUUUCAGAGACAGAGGAUCACAUCCAUUUUCUACAGAAUUUCCAGUCUCUCUGUGCCCCUCCUGAAGCUGGAGACUUACCCAGCGUUACUGUCAAUACAGAUGUCUCUUUUGAGGCUGUGAGGAAAGCUGUAUCUGAACUUAAAGAUCAUAUUGAGGACUUCUGCAAGGGGGAAUUAGUCAAAAUAACCACAACAGUGAAUGCAGUUCCAGUUUACAGUCUGCAGGCUCCAGAACCAAGGAACAGAGCUGACUUUUUAAAAUAUUCCUGUCGGCUCACACUGGACCCCAACACGGUGCAUAGCAAGCUCUGGCUUUCUAAAGGGAAUAGAGAGGUGACACUGAGGACAGAAAUCCAGCCCUAUCCUGAUCACCCAGAGAGAUUUGACAGUUACUGGCAAGUGCUUUGCAGAGAGGGUUUGUCUGGGACUCGCUGUUACUGGGAGAUUGAGUGGUGUGGAAACGGGACUAUUAUAGGAGUCACAUAUAAAGGAAUCAACAGGAAAGGUAAAGAUGUUUCCUGCAUCCUUGGCUACAGUGACAAGACAUGGAGUUUGAGGUGCUCUGGCUCCAGUUACUCUGCCCGACACAAUUACAAGAAAACUGUAAUAACUGCCCCCUACUCACCUACAAUAGGAGUGUAUCUGGACUGUCCUGCCGGCACUCUAUCAUUUUAUGGAGUCUCUGACACAAUGACCCUCCUGCACAAAUUCCAAACCACAUUCACUGAGCCGCUCUACCCUGGGGUUUGGGUAGAUGAUAAUUCCACAGUAACAAUCCGCCAGCUUAAAUAGAUAUUUUCUUUUGUAUUGAACCCUCUGUCUUUCCUUUACAUUCUUUGGGUGAGGGGAAUGUUACAGUGCCCAUGUGGGUGUGGCCUGGUAAAGCCACCACACCUCCAGGGCUGUCUUUGUCCUCCGGAGCCGGUAGCUCACAACAUCCGCUCUGGAGCUCCUGGAAAGCCCCCUAAAGCUUAAAUUUUCAACAUGUGCUCACGGAAUCAUGAACAAUGAUUACAACUAUCUGUUUUAAGAAACAUGCUCUAUGAAAAGGAGAUGCCUCACAGUACAGCAGAAAUACCAGUCUUGCUACUGUGAUCCAGUGUAAGGUGUGAGGAUGGUAUUACACUGUGAUGUGUGUGAAAGAGAGACAUGGUGUGAGUCACACAUUGUUGAAAAGAAUGUUGCCUUGUUUAUUAAUCAAAGUUAACAAUUCAAUAAAGCACAGUGUAACAGGGGAAGUGUUACAUGCAUGGGUCAUCACUGAAUAAUAAUAAGUCAGACACAGACCACCUGUGUUCAUUGACAAGCCGCACAGGCAUGCAGAUUUAAUGAACACAGGUGCUGCCACUAGGGUACUAGCAAUGACAGCCCUAGGUUUAGAUUUAAUAAAGAAAACAAAAGAAAACAAAGUGGUUUUAUUUUUAAAUUGAUAAUUACAGCAUAAAUGUAUUUAUGUGAAUUAGUUACAAUACAUCCAUGAGGUGCCAGCAGAGUCAGAGUUAUGAAUCUCCAGCUAUAAUCUUUAUUUAUAAAACGGAAUGUUUGGAUCCUGCACGCUGAUUGGCUGUUAAGGAUUUUUAACCCUGCACAACAAAAUGCACAACAAAACUUAUUUUUGCCGAAGCACAGUUCAAUUAAUAAAUGAUCAAUACAUAACAUAUCAAACUCGCAAUAAAUAUACACAUUGUUGUGAGAGGUCUUUUGAAGUUUUUAAAAAUGAGUGACAUUCCUUUCAUCACAUUUGAUCUUUUCGGAGGCAUGAUAGUAGAACGGCCAGAAAUAAAAAAUAAAAAAAGCAAGACACAAAGAUGUAACAAGUCAACAACUUCAUGAAAUCAAAGAAAACUAAAAUUCUUGGGCAGCUUGUGUUUUUAUUGAUUUGAUGAAAUAUAAAGAAAUGGUAAUUGACUUAAAAACAGUUUGUCUUGAAAAUGUCAACACUCUGUCACGAUAAUUCUAUGCUGCAGGUGUGCUAUUCGGCUGGUCAAUAGUAUUCAAUUGUGUUGUUAGCCUCCGUGUUGGUCUCAAUCGAUCCAUAAACAGUGCUGACAUAUACCGCAAUGAUAGCCUGUUAGUGACCAAGCAUUUAAAAAUGCCAAUCAUGUAUUUUUGUAUUGUUGGCUUCUCCAGGUCAGUGGUAGUAACGUGUGGAUAGUGGACUUUUUCUUUCCCUCCUUUUCUGUAUCUUGGCAUUUUUAAAUGAUGACAAAAGUGUUAGCCUCUGUGCCACCAACCCAACUACAGCUCUAUGUUAAUGCAACACAAUGCAUGCCCUGUCGUGUGUUACUGUUAUCCCUUACUUUACAAGCAGCUGUGCUGAGUGCACGUGAGCACAAUACACCAAAACUCCCUUGUAAAGAAUACAUUUUAGACACCAAAACUAUUGUGACAGAGUGGUUCAUGGGACGUAUGGUAAAGUGUGUAACAGUGCAUACGUAAGUAACACAAUGAAAACAAUCCUGUUUCCAGACUGUCUGUAGUGGGGUAAAAUGGCUGCCGACUAAAGGACUACAUUUCCCAGAAGGCCAUAGUCAAAAUGGCCAAAGUUAAUUGUGUAACAUGACACAGGUGUGUCCUGUUAGGGCGGGGUCCUGGCUGUAUAAAGCCAGCCUCGAAUCCAGUUCAGAGAGCUGGUUGUGGAGUGAGACAUGCAUUGUUUAUGAAAGAGUACUAUGAGUAUUCAAGAACUGUUAUUGUGUGGGAUAGUAGUACUGUUUGUAAAAUGACCAACCUUUUUCUGUACAGGGAAACAGCUUAGCUGUCCUGUCCUACAUAGGGACUUGUGUUUACUUAGCACUCCUUGUUGUAGUAGAUUUUUGUUUAUUUUUGUUUUGCCAACUAACGACUGUAUAUAAUAAACGUAUGCUGUGGCAUGUCACUGCGA
Acipenser ruthenus (sterlet) is the source of this 3798-nucleotide messenger RNA. Its product is annotated as tripartite motif-containing protein 16-like protein. The transcript is spliced from 6 exons. Gene Ontology annotation, molecular function: zinc ion binding; protein-folding chaperone binding. The record is from RefSeq and is a predicted model, not a curated record. Bases 30 to 1706 code for a protein of 558 amino acids. Lineage: Eukaryota; Metazoa; Chordata; Actinopteri; Acipenseriformes; Acipenseridae.